AUGGCUAAUAAAAGAAAAUCACUGUGUAUUGACGAAAAAGUUUUACUGAUACGCGCCAUAGAAACGGGAGAGAAGAUAAGUGAUGUUGGCAAACGCUUUGGAUUUAGUCGCUCUACCGUGUCCACAAUAUGGAAAAACAAAGAAAAAGUCCUCCACGCUGAAGGCGAGGGAAAAAAUUCCAAAAAAUUAAAGAAACCUAUAUACGAAGAUUUGGAUCAAGCUGUACUAUCAUGGUUUCACCGACAGCGCCAGAAUAAUAUGCCUAUUUCGGGGCCGCUCGUGGAAGCUAAGGCGGAGAAUUUUGCUGAAGAACUUGGUUUAACUUCUUUCAAAGCAUCAGAAGGAUGGCUCGGAAAAUUCAAGCAGCGUCAUCAUAUCAACUUUGGUAAAAUAAGUGGGGAAGCACGAAGUGUUGAUACAAAUGUGACUCAUGAUUGCAUUAACAGGGUGUGGUCAAAAUUCAUAGAAAAAUACGCCCCAAGUGACAUUUUCAAUGCUGAUGAAGCAGGAAUUUUCUAUAAGUUGACUCCAGAUAAAACUGAAAUUUAA
Molecule: messenger RNA, 549 nt
Organism: Microplitis mediator
Lineage: Eukaryota; Metazoa; Arthropoda; Insecta; Hymenoptera; Braconidae
Product: tigger transposable element-derived protein 4-like
Exons: 1
Coding region: 1-549 (182 amino acids)
Cellular component (GO): nucleus
Molecular function (GO): DNA binding
Source: RefSeq, a predicted model, not a curated record